Messenger RNA from Nicotiana tabacum (common tobacco), 393 nucleotides. The record is from RefSeq and is a predicted model, not a curated record. Lineage: Eukaryota; Viridiplantae; Streptophyta; Magnoliopsida; Solanales; Solanaceae.
AUGUGUAUUGAUUACCAGCAGUUGAACAAGGUUACAAUCAAGAAUAAGUAUCCAUUGCCGAGGAUCGAUGAUUUGUUUGAUCAGCUUCAGGGUGCCAAGGCGUUUUCAAAGAUUGAUUUGAGAUCUGGAUACCAUCAGUUGAGGAUUAGGGCAUCUGAUGUCCCUAAGACAUCUUUCCGCACUCAGUACGGGCAUUAUGAGUUCCUGGUCAUGUCAUUUGGGUUGAUCAAUGCCCUAGCAGCUUUUAUGGAUUUGAUGAACCGAGUGUUUAGGCCUUAUUUGGACUCGUUCGUGAUAGUCUCCAUUGAUGAUAUUUUGAUAUAUUCCCGCAGUCGGGAGGAGCACGAACAGCAUCUUAGAGUGGUUCUUCAGACCUUGAGGGAUAGUCAGUUA